UCCGGGUCGUGACCCUGCCGAGGUUCCGGUUUUGCCCUCUAGGGCUUGAGCGCAGCCUCCGCCUCCCACCGCCGCGUUUCCAUGGCAGCGGGCGGCCGGGAGCUAGAAGGGUCGGUGUCCGGUUGCCGGGCAGGGAGCGCGCCGGGACCAGGCCAGCGGGACCACAGAAUGGGCUGAGGCGUCGACCCCUGGGCGAGGGAUCCUGAGACGUCCGGUUUGAGGAGAGGGCGGGACCGUGGCUUUCCCGGGAGAGCCUGAUAAGUGGGCUACUGCAGUAGUGCUGGGACCUCUUAUUUGACCGGAGCACCACAGGAUGUGUGAGGACCCCUCGCCUAAUGGAUGGUGACAUGUAGCGAGGGAAUCUCAGUAUUAAUGGGAAGGACCGAGGCGGCAGGAAUACCCCUAAGUUCUCUUAGGGGUUGGAAGCCUCACAAGGACACCUUCCUGCCAAGUUGCCGCCGUCGACAAAGAGAAGGCUCUGUGGGAAAAAUCCCGUUUUUUCUAUUUCUCUAUAUUUGAAAGUACAGGUUUGUUAUGCAUUAUGCAGCUUGAAUUAAUGAAAGUAUAAGUGUUUAACAGUUUUCAUUUUCUUUAUUUCUAUGAAGGGGCGAAAAUCCAGCUUGAAAAUGGAGAUGUACGAAACCCUUGGAAAAGUGGGAGAGGGAAGUUACGGAACAGUCAUGAAAUGUAAACACAAGGAAACGGGACAGAUAGUGGCCAUUAAGAUAUUUUAUGAGAAACCAGAAAAGUCUGUCAACAAAAUUGCAACAAGGGAAAUAAAGUUUCUAAAGCAAUUUCGUCAUGAAAACCUGGUCAAUCUGAUUGAAGUUUUUAGACAGAAGAAGAAAAUUCAUUUAGUAUUUGAAUUUAUCGACCACACAGUAUUAGAUGAGUUACAGCAUUAUUGUCAUGGACUAGAGAGUAAACGACUUAGAAAAUAUCUCUUCCAGAUCCUUCGAGGAAUUGAAUAUCUUCACAAUAAUAAUAUUAUUCAUCGAGAUAUAAAACCUGAGAAUAUUUUAGUAUCCCAGUCAGGAAUUACAAAGCUCUGUGAUUUUGGUUUUGCACGAACACUAGCAGCUCCAGGGGACAUUUAUACGGACUAUGUGGCCACACGCUGGUAUAGAGCUCCAGAAUUAGUAUUAAAAGAUACUUCUUAUGGAAAACCUGUGGAUAUUUGGGCUUUGGGCUGUAUGAUCAUCGAGAUGGCCACAGGAAAUCCCUAUCUUCCUAGCAGCUCUGAUUUGGAUUUACUCCAUAAAAUUGUUUUAAAAGUAGGCAAUUUGACACCUCACUUGCAGAAUAUCUUUUCUACAAGUCCCAUUUUUGCUGGGGUGGUCCUUCCUCAAGUUCAACACCUCAAAAAUGCAAGAAAAAAAUACCCAAAGCUUAAUGGAUUGUUGGCAGAUAUAGUUCAUGCUUGUUUACAAAUUGAUCCUGCUGAGAGGAUAUCAUCUACUGAUCUUUUGCAUCAUGAGUAUUUUACCAGGGAUGGAUUUAUUGAAAAAUUCAUACCAGAACUAAGAGCUAAAUUACUACAGGAAGCAAAAGUCAAUUCAUUCAUCAAGCCAAAAGAAAAUUCUAAAGAAAAUGAAUUUAUGAGAGAAGAAAGAAAAACAAUGUACACCAAUACACUGCUAAGUAGCUCAGUAGGGGGAAAGGAAACAGAAAAAGAGAAAAGGUCCAAGGAUAUCAAAGUCAGAGUUACUAAAGUUAAAGGAGGAAAAGGAGAUAUCUCAGAACCAAAAAAGACUGAGUAUGAAAAUGGAUAUUGUCAACAGGAUGCAAUUGAAAAUGCUCAUGCUGUAUCUGAAGAUAUAAAAUCUGUAUUAAUUGAACCACCAAACCCUGUUAAUCCUAGCACUAAUUCUAAUGACAUGAAAGAAGAUCUACAUUCUGGAGGUUGUAUGACAAUGCCACCCAUCAAUCUAACUAGUGGUAAUUUGAUGGCUGCAAAUCUCAAUUCAAAUCUCUCUCACUCUAAUGCAAGGUUAACUGAAAGAGCAAAAAAGAGACGUACUUCUUCACAAUCUAUUGGACAAGUUAUAUAUAAUGGCAGGCAAGAGGAUGCAGGUCCCAUGCAAAGCCAAAUGGAAAAGGGUAUAUUUAAUGAGCGAACAGGUCAAAGUGACCAAAUGGCAAAUGGGAACAAAAGGAAGCUGAAUUUUUCCAGAUCUGACAGGAAAGAAUUCCAUUUUCCAGAAUUGCCUUUUACAAUACAGUCGAAGGAUAUUAAAGGAAUGGAAGCUAAACAGACAAAAGUGUUGAAAAGGGAUUCAAAGAAAACAGAUUCAUCUAAAAUACCAACUUUACUUAAUAUGGAUCAAAAUCAAGAAAAACAGGAGAAUACAGGAAAUGCACAAACUGAAAGGAAGAAGAACCUGCCCGAUGUAGAGUAGAAAAUGCA
This is a messenger RNA of Nycticebus coucang (slow loris), 2407 nucleotides long. It is a transcript of the gene CDKL3, whose product is annotated as cyclin dependent kinase like 3. Gene Ontology annotation, biological process: dendrite extension; positive regulation of dendrite morphogenesis; protein phosphorylation. Gene Ontology annotation, cellular component: nucleus. Gene Ontology annotation, molecular function: cyclin-dependent protein serine/threonine kinase activity; ATP binding. The transcript has 12 exons. The coding region runs from base 600 to 2399 and encodes 599 amino acids. Lineage: Eukaryota; Metazoa; Chordata; Mammalia; Primates; Lorisidae. The record is from RefSeq and is a predicted model, not a curated record.